Messenger RNA from Penaeus monodon (black tiger shrimp), 492 nucleotides. RefSeq names its product extensin-like. NCBI's taxonomy places the organism in Eukaryota, Metazoa, Arthropoda, Malacostraca, Decapoda, Penaeidae. The record is from RefSeq and is a predicted model, not a curated record. Bases 1 to 492 code for a protein of 163 amino acids. The transcript is spliced from 3 exons.
AUGACUCCCGUUGGGGGCAAAGAAGCCCCGGGGCUUACCGUAGUUCAUGUAAAAACUGCCCCCACAACCAAAAACUGCCCCCAAACCAACAACAGUGCCACCAAAACCCCAAAAACUGCCACCACAACCAAAAACGGCGCCAACAAAACAACAAGGGGCCCCCAACCCAACAACAGUGCCAACACAACCAAAAACGUGCCCCCAAAAACCAAACCAGUGCCGCCCAAACCAAAACACGCCCCCACAACCAACAAAUCCCACCACACCAAAAACAGUGCCCCACCCCCAAACAUGCCACCAAAACCAACAACAUUCCACCACAGCCAACAACGUGCCCCACAACACACAGGGCCACCAAAACCCAAACACAUGCCCCACAACCAACAACUUCCACCACCCAAACAAGUGCCCCACACCAACAUGCCACACCCAACAACAGUGCCCCCAAAACCCAUACGGGGCACGACAGGGAAAAAUUUUACCAAAAUAUAA